AUGAGUAUUAUCUCUGAACAUGGCUUCCGUAUUGACGGAAGACGUCCAGCUCAAAUACGUAAUAUCAAUACUCGUCUCGGUUUGAACAGAAACGCUGAAGGCAGUUGUUAUCUUGAACAUGGAAAUACUAAGGUUCUAUGUGCUGUGUACGGCCCGUACGAAGGUAAAGCUUCGAAACGCCUCGAAGACAGAUGCGCUAUAGUUUGUCAGUACAGUACCACAACAUUUUCGGGUCUCGAGAGGAAAAAUCGUCCACGUGGUGAUCGAAAAUCAACAGAAAUCAGUAGACUUCUCGAAAAAGCUUUUGAAUCUGUUAUUCUGACAGAAUCAUUUCCAAGAUCUCAAAUCGAUAUUUUCUGCGAAGUCAUACAAGGGGAUGGUUCUAAUUUAGCUGCAUGUGUCAAUGCUACUUCACUUGCUCUUGCUGAUGCAGGAAUCCCGAUGAAAGGCAUCGCCUCUGCUGCUACAUGUGGAAUUGUUGAUGCGAAACCAAUUGUUGAUUUGACAUCAAGAGAGGAAACCGAUCUUCUUCCUAGAGUCACACUUGCUACAAUUUGCGGUCGCGAUGAAGUUAUUUUGGUCGAGCUUCAAAAUAGGCUACAUAUUGAUCAUCUGUCGGUAGUCAUGGAUGCCGCAAAAGCAACUUGCGCCGAUGUAUAUGAAUGCCUCGCUGUAGUCGCUCAACAACAUCUCAAAGCUUGCGCCCCCAUUCUAGGCCAUUAG
Caenorhabditis remanei is the source of this 723-nucleotide messenger RNA. RefSeq lists its product as uncharacterized. The transcript has 3 exons. Lineage: Eukaryota; Metazoa; Nematoda; Chromadorea; Rhabditida; Rhabditidae. Gene Ontology annotation, biological process: nuclear mRNA surveillance; rRNA catabolic process; U4 snRNA 3'-end processing. The coding region runs from base 1 to 723 and encodes 240 amino acids. The record is from RefSeq and is a predicted model, not a curated record. Gene Ontology annotation, cellular component: nuclear exosome (RNase complex); cytoplasmic exosome (RNase complex); nucleolus.